GUUCAUCCAGCCGUUGAGUGCGUGUGACAUGGCCAUUACAUCCAUCAUCGAAGACCUCGAGCAGGAUCCCUGGGUGGUGGGCAAUGCUAAGCGACCCUUGCGCAGCACCGGCACGGCACUGUCUGUGGCUAUCAGUUUAUUAGGGGUGAGUGUUGCUUAG
Molecule: messenger RNA, 160 nt
Organism: Sphaeroforma arctica JP610
Lineage: Eukaryota; Ichthyosporea; Ichthyophonida
Exons: 1
Biological process (GO): COPII-coated vesicle cargo loading
Cellular component (GO): endoplasmic reticulum exit site; COPII vesicle coat
Molecular function (GO): GTPase activator activity
Source: RefSeq, a predicted model, not a curated record